Rubroshorea leprosula is the source of this 3336-nucleotide messenger RNA. Lineage: Eukaryota; Viridiplantae; Streptophyta; Magnoliopsida; Malvales; Dipterocarpaceae. The record is from the annotation of a GenBank genome assembly.
AGGUUACCACAUAGCCUUCCUUCCUUAAUGUGACAAUCCGCGAUAAUCUGAACACAUAAUUAAUAGCUAGUAAAUUAUUUAAUAAAAUAUUAAAAUAAGGGGUUUGUUCACAAAUCUAAUGAAAGCCUUGUGGAAACGGAGGAUAUUGGUAAUGAGUGUUUCAAGGAGUUGUUAUCUAAUUCUUUUUUCCAAGAUAUUGAAUGGGAUUUGUAUGGGAAUAUUAAAUCUUGCAAAAUGCAUGAUCUAGUGCAUGAUCUUGCAUUGCUUGUUUCAAAAGGUUAUACCUUGGUUUGGGACACUAGUUGCAAUUUUGAUGUUCAGAAUUGUAGUACUAUUCGACAUUUGAGAGUCAAGUCCAAGGGACAGGAUCUUCUAACCAUUCCAAGAAGUGUUGCUCAAAGGUUGCAUUCUUUGUUUUCAGAUGUUGAUGUUUUUUGUAGCAUGGCGUCAGAUCUCAAAAGCUUGCGAUCCUUGAAAUUAGAGUUUGGUCGAAAAAAGUUGCCAAAUUCUCUUGGCAAAUUGAAGCAUUUGAGGUACCUUGACAUCUCAAAAACUAAUGCCAGAACAGUACCAAAAUCCUUCUCCAAGCUCUAUCAUUUGCAGACUUCAAAUUUAUCUAAUUGCCUUCAUCUUGUAAAGCUUCCCAAUGGCAUGGCAAAUCUCACCAGCUUGAGGCAUAUCUAUUCUAGUUGUCCAAGUGAUAUAUCGAUCAUGCAGUUAACUUCCCUUCGAACAUUAUCACGCUUUGCUGUGGGCACAAAAGAGGGAUGCCGGAUUGAAGACCUUGGAUGCUUAAGCCAACUUGGAGGAAAACUAGAGAUUUGGAAGCUUGAACAUGUCAGAUCCAAAUUGGAAGCUUCUAAAGCAAAUCUGAAAGAAAAGACAAAAUUGCAUCAAUUGAAAUUAGACUGGAGUAGUGGGAAUUGGAGAGCAGUCAACAACAACAACGAUGAAGAGGUUCUAGAAAGCCUUCAACCUCAUUCAAAUUUGAAAAGCCUCACUAUUAAUGGUUACAAAGGAAAGAUGUUCCCAUCUUGGAUGGGGAAUGAUGUCAAUAGUUUUGGUUCGUCAUUCCUUCUUGACAACAUGGUGGAGUUGAAGUUAACUAAUUGCACUGAGUGCACGUGUAUUCCGAGUUUGGGGCUAUUGCCUUUUCUCAAGGUUCUCUACAUUAGAAGUAUGGAAAAUGUUAGAAGAAUGGGUCACAAGCUUCAGCCCGGAGGAGCAGAAUCAAUCAGAUUGUUCCCAGCUUUGAAAACACUCACCAUAUAUGGCAUGGAAAAGCUAGAAGAAUGGGUUGAAGUUGUUGAGGAUGCAGCUGCAGGGAGUCAAGGUGUGAUCGUGUUUCCUUGCCUUGAGAAUGUGCUGAUUUCUGGUUGUCCUUUGUUGGAGACUUGGUCGAUGGGCGGAUUUUCAUCUCAUCAUAAGCUCUCUAAGCUGUCCAUAUGUUCUUGUCAGAAACUGAUGGCUAUCCCUAGUUUAGAUGGGCUCUCAACUCUUAAAAGGUUUGAGCUCAAUGACAAUGAUGGAUUAACAAGUCUACCAAUUGGGCUUGGAUCCUGCAUCUCUCUUCAGUUGUUGCGAAUUGAAAGCUGCCGAAAUCUGAUGGCUAUCCCUAGUUUAGAUGGGCUCUCAACUCUUACAACGUUUGAGCUCAAGGGCAAUAAUGGAUUAACAAGUCUACCAAUUGGGCUUGGAUCCUGCAUCUCUCUUCAGUUCUUGCGAAUUGAAAGUUGCCCAAAUCUGAACUCCAUUCCAAGUAUGAAUGGGUUGACAUCUCUUGAAGAACUCUACCUUUCUAGUUGCGAUGGAUUAACGUGUCUUCCAAUUGGGCUGGACUCUUGCAUUUCAUUGCAGAAGUUGGUAAUUAGAUUUUGCCCUAAUUUAAUUUCCAUUUCUGACGAUAUCAAGAAAUUGCGUUCUCUCAGUAUUCUUGUUAUGCGAUGUUGCGAAAAUCUAAGGAGCUUUCCGGAGGGGUGGCUAGAUAGCCUCACCCGCUUGAAGAACUUAUGGCUUGGUCCUUUUUGGUCGGAGUUGGAGGAAUUCCCAGGAUUGACCUCCAUUCAUCAGUUCCACCCCUCGCUUGAAGUAUUGAUCUUGUACGGAUGGGAUAAACUAAAGUCUCUGCCACAUCAGCUUCGACAUCUCACUGCCCUCAAGGAAUUAACUUUAGGGAAAUUCAAUGGCCUGGAAGCUUUGCCAGAGUGGUUGGGAGACUUCUCUUCUCUUGAUUGGCUGGAGAUUUCGGAAUGCUAUAAUUCGACUCUUCUGCCUUCUAUUGACGCCAUGCGAGGAUAUCUUCAAAUUUUCGAUUUUCCGAAAUUGAAGAGAAGAUGCGCCAAAAAGAGCGGUCCCGAAUGGUCCAAUAUCUCCCACAUUCCCAAUAUCUGCAUACAUGACAAGGUGGUGCAGGGGAAGUACCGAUCUUCCGAUAGUAUGUUUAAUUUCUGGAACCCUAAUCCCUUCGUUCCACAUCAUUUAAGUAUUAUGCUAAUCAGAAAUUUAACGACUAUUCAGAUCUCUGGCGCUAAAUAUUUAUGCACAUCUGCUCAGGCCUCAGGGUUCCUCUAAAGCUAGUGAGUUAGCAAUCUAAUUUUCCUGAUCUGAAACCAAAAAAAUAUCAUGAUGACUGGAGGGAAUUUUCACAGUAGGGACCCAACCAGAUGAGUAGUCCUCUCUUUGAGUUGUUGAGGCUCAUAAACAGAUUUAGCUAUUCUACAGCCAUGUAGUUUUCGAAUUAUGACCACAUUUUGAGGUGCAAGUUUUCUGGUAUUUAGACAUUUGUCAUGCUGAUCAAAGUGUUGAGGUGUCUCGGAUUGCCAGUUUAAGUGGAUUACCCUACAAAGGGUUACUGUGCCAAAUACCUGAUCUGUUGUGCAAACUGAACUGUUAUUUCUUCAGUGGCUCUCUCUUGUUAGAACCUACACCAGAGUUUCUCUAGGUUAGAGAUUAUGGUGUUUUUGUGACUUGCUACUUUGCAAACUGUUAAUGAUGAAAUCUGGAGUCUGGACUCCUUAUGACUUUGUGAACUUCAACAUUUUGAGAACAUGCUUUUCCCAUUGACAAGAGCACUGCAGCUUCACUAGCAUAAACCAUGGCUGCAGUCCUUUCAAUUUUUCUUGAAAUGUACAGAUCCAGGUGCCAUAGAUUAUGUGUACACACAUUUUGCAGUAGUGAGGAAAGCAUUGAAAUUUACUUGGAACUAAACAACAGAUCAACUCUUCCACCAAUUCUUAGGCUUUUGUGGUUUUAUGGUAGAAUAUCUCAUUCAAUUGCCAGCAAACAAGGAAGAUGGUAUGGCUUUUCAAACCUUUUUCUUUGCAUCUAAAACAUAUU